Molecule: messenger RNA, 1652 nt
Organism: Phanerochaete carnosa HHB-10118-sp
Lineage: Eukaryota; Fungi; Basidiomycota; Agaricomycetes; Polyporales; Phanerochaetaceae
Exons: 6
Coding region: 248-1204 (318 amino acids)
Biological process (GO): lipid metabolic process
Source: RefSeq, a predicted model, not a curated record
AUGAUAGCAGCGUGGUCGGAACGCCAACGGGACAGCGAGAGGAACCGUCAGACAGCUUCAUUUCGAUGUCAAUCAUAGUAUUGUUGAUGCGUGGCGACACAUCCUUGUUAUAAGCCCGCACCGCACGCCUGGAUGGCUCUUCACCCCGGUGGUCACUUCACUCGCUUGUGCAUUCCUUCGCUUCACUUCACUUAUCCUUGCUUUCCAGCUACAGCCACAUUCAUUUUCAUUUGACAAUCUUUGCACUAUGCUGUCGUUUGCUUUCCUUCUUUCCGUUUGUGCACUACUCCCACUUGCUCAGGCCGCCCCGGUGCCGCUAUUUGGUAUCAACUUCGGCGCAGGCGCAGAGGCUAAUGGCACGCCAACUCCAGUCUCGCAGAGUACUAUCGACUCCACGCUCCGACGCCCGGCGUUCUUCGCGCGUGCGGCAUAUUGUUCGCCACAAAGCGUACAGACCCUGUCUUGCGGCGCGCCAUGUGACGUGAUCAACACGAUCAAGGUUCUGCAAGCAGGGGGUGAUGAGGCCGCAACCCCUCGAUUCUUCAUUGCGCAGGAUCCAGACAACCAGUCUAUUGUCGUCGCACACCAGGGAACAGAUCCCGAGGAAUUGCUUUCGGAUCUGAAUGACCUCGAAGUCGCUCAAGUUUCGAUGAACACCACCCUGUUCCCAUCAGCCGCCCAGGGAUCAUUGGUACACGACGGUUUCCAGCAGACACAGGGCCGCACUGCCGAUCUCGUCCUCUCAACCGUCAAGUCAGCACUGGCUUCAACGGGUUACACCAAUGUGUUGGUGACUGGGCAUUCGCUGGGCGCGGCGGUUGCGACGCUCGACGCAAUAAUGCUGCGUAUGCAACUACCAUCCAAUGUCGGGGUUGACUCGGUCGUUUUCGGCCUGCCUCGUGUCGGAAACCAGCAGUUCGCAAACAUGAUCGACUCAAUGUUGCCUAGCUUCUCUCACGUCACCAAUCAGAAGGAUCCGGUGCCAAUUGUGCCGCCGCAGGAUCUCUCUUUCCAGCACCCGGAAGGCGAACUGCAUAUCACCUCAGUCGACUCCUCAGGCAAUGAUACAACUAUGGUUGCCUGUCCCGGCCAGGAAAACAAGAAUUGCUCCGACACGAACUCGCUACUGGAUGCCACUGUAGACAACCAUCUCGGGCCGUACUUUGACGACAUUUCCUUCGGAGGUGCCGCCUGUCCGGCGUAACUUUAUCAAGAAGGUGCAGAAUCCUAGGUUGCUAGGGCGUUCUUUCAGGACAACAAAGAACGGUCGUUACGGAUCGUUACGGGUUGUCAAGGACGCUUGUUCCGUAUGUAUGUAAUAUAUGAGGUAUUUUGCAAGCGGGGGUGUGUCAUUACGCAAAUCGUUAGAUUAUGCGUAGGAUAAUCUUAACCAGAGCCUGAGUAGAGCACAGCCUUUUAUUACGCUGCCUACUCCGGGCUGUUUCUAGGCAACGCCAAUCAUGAAUGGCCUUGGUGGCGUUGAUGCGCUCUGAGAGCCUAUCAAUACCGGGAAUCACCGAAAGUCGAACCGUGCCCCUGCCAGCAAUUUCUCUCUCCCAAUUUUCGUUUUAUCCCUUGCUCUUGCCUCUGACUUACCUCUUUCUCCCUCCUCUCUCGUCCUGUAAAAUAGAAGGUGAGCUUUGCCAUUGUCC